Messenger RNA from Drosophila innubila, 2677 nucleotides. Its product is annotated as endoplasmic reticulum metallopeptidase 1-like. The transcript has 10 exons. Gene Ontology annotation, biological process: proteolysis. NCBI's taxonomy places the organism in Eukaryota, Metazoa, Arthropoda, Insecta, Diptera, Drosophilidae. The coding region runs from base 28 to 2637 and encodes 869 amino acids. The record is from RefSeq and is a predicted model, not a curated record. Gene Ontology annotation, molecular function: metalloexopeptidase activity.
AGAAAAGUAAUUGCUUGGAAAGCAAUCAUGGAGAAACUAAUUUCGCACGAAUCGUUUGAGGCUCCCAAAAAUGCGGCCCCAAAGAAGGCUAAUGGAAAGCUACAAUGGUACUUUGCAGGUGGAUUCCUGAUGUUCUGGGGUCUCCUUUUCUUCGCAAUUGUUAUACCACUUUUCUACCGACUACCAACGGCAAUGACAAUGGAGGACGCAAAUAAAAAUGUGUUCAUUGCGGAGCGUGCAUACAGAAAUCUGUAUACCUUAUCUAAUAUCGGUACCAAAGUGACGGGGAGUACGGAAAACGAGAUUGAGGCAGUAAAUUUUAUAAUGAAAGAGGUCACACAGAUUCAAAAAGAUUGUCUGAAGGAUUAUUUCGAUUUGGAAAUUGAUUUAUCCCAAGUCUCUGGUGGAUUCCCAUACAAAACAGUACUAAAUACAUAUCAAGGAGCUCAAAAUAUAGCUGUGAAGUUAGCUCCCAAGAAUAGCACCAGUGAGACUUACCUCCUGGUUAAUAGUCACUUCGAUUCCAAGCCAGCUACUCCGUCUGCGAGUGAUGCAGGAUUUAUGAUUGUCACGAUGUUGGAAGUCUUACGUGUUAUUGCAACAACGAUGCAAGCCAUCGAACAUCCAAUUGUAUUCCUAUUUAAUGGACUUGAAGAAGGUUCUAUGCAAGCUUCUCAUGGUUUUAUCACGCAUCACAGAUGGGCGCCGUAUUGCAAGGCCGUCAUAAACCUGGAUGCCAUUGGAAGUGGAGGCCGGAAUGUUCUAUUUCAGAGUGGUCCCAACCAUCCAUGGCUUGCUGCCUGCUACAAAAAAUACAUCAAACAUCCUUUUGCUACAAGCAUGGGUGAAGAAGUUUUCCAAAUGGGCAUUAUACCCUCGGAUUCAGAUUUCCGACAAUUUAAUAUAUAUGGCAAGAUUCCAGGGUUGGACAUGGGCCAGUGUAUUAAUGGCUUCGUAUAUCAUACCAAACACGACACCAUCGAUGUUAUUCCUCGGGAAUCCCUUCAGAAUACUGGUGAUAAUGCUCUUAGUCUGGUUCGAGGAUUGGCUAAUGCAACAGAAUUGCAUAAUACUGAGGCUCACAAGACUGGACGUGCUGUCUACUAUGACUUUCUGGGUCUCUACUUUUUUUACUACUCAGAGGCCACUGGAAAAUGCUUAAACUACGUUGUUGCUGGAGCUGCUCUCAUUUUAAUAUUAAUUUCAAUCUGGCGAAUGGCAGAAGCUUCCCAAGUUACAAUUUGUCACGUGAUCCGUUGGUUCAUCCUGGUUAUGGUGAUUCAAAUCAUUUCAUUUGUGCUUGGACUCGCUCUUCCAAUUGUGGUUGCUUAUGGAAUGGACUCCUUCGGACUGUCGCUGACUUACUAUAGUACCCCAAUGCUGAUAGUCGGAUUAUAUGUUUGCCCCUCUCUUAUUGGCCUAAGUUUACCUAUUACCAUCUACUACAGUCUCCAACGCAAUGAUAAGAUCUCAACAUCGUACCACCUCCAAUUGGCUCUACAUAGUCAGGCUGUUAUCCUGGCUCUUCUAGCCACUAGUGUUACAGCUUUAGGCUUCCGUUCAUCAUAUAUUUUCGUAAUUCCACUUCUGUUCUACGUUAUAUCCUUGGCUCUUAACCUAAUGACCAUUUUGCAUGACCUUGGAUUUGCCUGGGCAGCCUUUUUAAAACUGAGCCAGAUUAUUCCAUUCCUUUACAGCAGCUACCUUGUGUAUAUAUUCAUUGUGGUGAUGACCCCCAUGGGAGGUCGUUCAGGAAGUGCUUCCAAUCGGGAUUUGUUUAUAGCAGUCUUAGCAGCUGUAGGAACUGUUCUCUCCUUUGGAUUUUUAGUACCGCUUAUCAACACUUUCCGUCGACCAAGCUUUAUGAUAUUUGCCUUGCUGGCAACUACAGCCCUUUCUUUGUACAUGGCCAGCAGCACACAAUUGGGAUUCCCGUACCGUCCGAAGACGAGUGGUCAGCGAGUUGCAUACCUGGUAAUUGUGCGAAAUAAGUUCUACGACUACGAUGGUACCCUCAGUAAGGACGAGUCAGGAUAUCUGUUUAACUUUCAAGAUCGCCGUGAAGAAACACCUUUUGUGGGAACUGAUGUUAACUUGACCGGAAUGGUUGGCAUAAAAUCAAAUUGUGAAAGGUACAUGAUGUGUGGAAUGCCGUUGUAUGAUUAUCGUUAUGUUCAGAAUCGUUUGCAAAGCAAAUGGUUGCCAAGAUCGGAACCCGUUGAAACUCCAGACUCUUCCAAUUUGGAAUUGCUCAGCAAAACUAUUGUGAAUUCUACUACUUGCCGCUUUGAGUUCAAUUUAACAGGACCUUCCCAUAUGAGUAUAUUUAUUCAACCAUACGAAGAUGUGAUCAUAAGCAACUGGUCGUUUGAGCGAACUUACCUUGAGAAUCCGCCAGAGGCACCGCUGUCUUACCAUAUCUACUUCACUUAUGGUAUAGAUGACUCGCCUUUAAAUUUUUUUGUGGAAUGUUCGAAACCUGAUGGCGAUUUUAAGGUACCUCUAUUUCAAUUGGGAGUGUCAUGGCAUUACAUUGGUCAUGAAGGGGAUACUGAAAGCAAGAAGCUGAAAUCUUCGUUUCCCUCCUAUUCUAUUGUAUCAGAGUGGCCUGUUUUAUACCAAAGAUACAUUUAUUAAAUUGGCCAGAAUAUUAAAAAAAAAGUAUAAAUAUUGUUUU